Molecule: messenger RNA, 3867 nt
Organism: Fusarium subglutinans
Lineage: Eukaryota; Fungi; Ascomycota; Sordariomycetes; Hypocreales; Nectriaceae
Product: ankyrin protein
Exons: 4
Coding region: 1-3867 (1288 amino acids)
Molecular function (GO): protein binding
Source: RefSeq, a predicted model, not a curated record
AUGCCGCAAGCACCAAGAAUUCCACCCGCUGUAUGGGAGGCACAAAAGCCCCGCAUAACUGAGCUGUACAUCAAUCAAGACAAGACUCUCGACGAGGUUAUCCAGAUCAUGGCCGAAUCUGGCUUCCAUGCUACAAAGCCCCAAUACAUUCGUAAAGUAAAUGUCAAUUGGAAACUGCAAAAGAAUUACACCAAAGAAAAAUGGCAGCAUGCGAGCGCUUUAGUUAAGAAGCGUCAGGCAGAGGGAAAAUUGACGGAACUCAGAAUUGAUGGUCAAGUCAUUUCAGAGAAGAGGAGGAAAAAGGAAUUGAGAAGAUACCAUGUUUCACAAGUCGAAGAAGAGUUCGCUGCUACUAAUACCUCUGGCGUGGUUGCUUGUACACCACCAUCGUUCAACUCCAGGGUCGUUCUCAUCAAUGGCCUCCCUUGGCUGAAGUUCCAAGAAAGCUUCAGUAACCUCAUCAAGAGUCAGCGACUACCGUUCAAUCCAAACCAACAAAAUGGGUCACCUGGCUUCUGGGAAGCGGCAAAUAAAUUACUAUCCGGCGCCCAUAAUACCGGGCAAAUGGCUACUGGAAGUCUGCCAUUGCCACCAAGACCUGUCUCCGGCGACCUUUUGAAACACGUCGACAUAAAAGGACAGAGACUGUUUGAACUAGUGCCAAUGUUGGAUAAUUCUAUGGAAAUCCUCCCACACCAAGAGCCGCCAUGGUUGCAAAUUUUCAACUCGCUGGUGUUUCUUUGUUCCAACAAUCUGAUGGAAAUCGGAAGCUCCGCUUACGAGCUUCUCCAGGUCGCCAUCUCGAGUGGCUUUCUCAUCAAGGUGAAGCAUCUAUUUACAACAAGUUCACCAACCCUCGAAAUAUUUGCAAUACACCUUCUGUUUGCAACGCUCGGAGUUGAAGGAAGCAAAGGAAUGGAGGUCCUGCGUUUCUUACUCGAGUCUGGGAUCAGCCCUGACAGCACUGAUCCGAGUAAAUAUGGAUGUUCUGCGCUCCACACAGCCGUCAGGGAAGAUCACCUGGACGCCGUUCAACUCCUUCUUCGAUCUGGGGCAGAUCCAAAUGGAAAGGUAGAAGGCACCGAAGACAUCACACUCGACACUCCUCUCAACUACGCCCUAGACUGGAAUGCUGAUACAGAAAUCGCAAAAAUGUUGAUUGAAUCAGGGGCAGACGUAAAUCUUGGCUCUGAGAAGCCUUUGCUUCAGGCUGUCACCCGCAGACAGGGGGACUUGGUCCUCGUAAAGCACAUGUUGGAAGCUGGAGCAGACCCAAAGAUGCUACCAGCAAAAGGUCUUUCGGCGAUAUACUCUGCAAUCAUCGAUCAGGAAUUGAGUCUGAUCAACACAUUGAUUGAAGCGGGAGUGAGUCUGAACUUAAUGGUCGACGAACUUGACGAUGAGGAUAUUGAAUUUGUGGAAUAUGAGUUCCGAUUACACUACAACGCGACCAGCAUCCUUACUCCUCUAGGAUACGCAGUAUUUAUUGGCAAUGCUGGCAUUGUCAAGCGCCUCAUCGAAGGUGGCGCAGUCCUGGACAUUUUCAUUGAUCCAGAAAUACUCGAGCAGAUGGAAGGAACUCUGUCUUCAGAUCAAAUCUUGACUCCGCUACAGUUGUCAGUCCAGGAGAGCCAGCAUGAAAUCACCAAGAUCUUGCUGGAUGCAGGCGCAGGCGCAGGCGCAGGCGUGGACUUCCGACAUCCAGCCACUGGGACAACACUGCAGUUAGUGUGCAGCUCAUCAAUGGAGGAAAGAGAGAAGAUAGAGUUGACUAAAGUCUUGUUGGCAAAAGGGGCAGAUAUCAACUCUCUGCCUGGAGAGCAUGCAGGGAGGACAGCAAUGCAGGCUGCAGCAGAAUCUGGGCAUCAUGACCUCCUAAAGUUGCUUUUGACCAGAGGCGGCAAUCUCUUCGCCUCUGCCGCUAAGGAAAAUGGGUUGACAGUUUUCCAAGCCGCAUUGAGGUCGCGCUCUGUUGAGCUUGUGACUUACGUCUUCUGGGAAUUGGGGAGUUCCUGUACCUGUUUCAAUUUCUUUGACGGAACGAACUACCUAGAGGAGGCAGUGUCUACUGGAGACUUGCAGCUCCUAGAAACGGUAAUGAAGUUCUGGAAUCACCAUGAGCUACAUUGGCCGAGAGAGUUCAUUUCGUCGGCCCUCAGAACCGCUAUCCGUCAUGAUUUCACGCACUUUAUUCACGUUCUCGACGCCGGCUCAUUUACUAUCCCUAAAGAAGCGGCCAGCUCAAUGAUCUGCGAAUCUAUCUGGAAUGGCGAUGAGAGUACCUUCGAUUGGCUGAUAGAACGUUUCGCCGGGGCCGAGUUGGAUCUUGCCCAGCCUGGAUAUCCAACACCUCUCUGGCUAGCAAUGCACCAAGGGAAGCGGUAUAUGGCCCAAAGUUUACUCAAUGCUGGCGCCAAUCCCAACAAACCGUCACUGGUAGUAUGUCGCAACAGUUGCUGCCAUGAUAUCGGAUCCGAAAUGCCAUUGAAGCCGGCGAUAUGUCAAUCCGAUAACGAUCUCAUAGAAUUACUCAUUGACAAAGGAGCAAAAAUACAUUGCUUUAUCGAUGGUGAUUUAACGCCGCUCCUCUUUUCCCUCAGAAGCAAAAAUGAAGAUGCAGCUGUUUUUCUUCUCUCCAGAGGGGCAGAUCCAAAUGUGGUGGACAUUUCGGGUAGAUAUACUGCGCUUGGGUUUGCUCUGGACCGGGUUGCCUCUCUUUCGACGGUGCAGACACUCAUUCAACGUGGUGCAGAUGUUAACAGGCCUUCAGUGUGGGGGACAGCACUUGAACAAGCCGCAAAAGAAGACUUUGGGCAACAUGAUACUUUAGAGCGAUGUCAAUUACUUCUGGCAGCUGGCGCCAACGUCAAUGCUUAUACCCAAAGCACUGCACUCAAGUCAGCCGUUGCUCGUGGUGAUGAGGAGUUGGCCGAGCUUUUUAUUGAAGCAGGCGCUAAUGUCAAUGCCUCAAAGAUUGGUGUGACAGCACUUCAACUUGCGGUCCAGAAUAACAACACAAAUCUUGCAAAGAUGCUUGUCAAAGCUGGCGCCGAUGCGAACACUUUCUCGAAUGGAACAGGUGCUCUUGGAUUGGCUGUCAGGAACAAUAACCUGGAGCUGGCCAUACUGCUCCUUGCAGAAGGUGCUGAUGUUAACGCUUUAGCAAUGGGAAAUACACUACUACAAGAAGCUGCAAGGCUAGGGAGUUUCGAAAUGGUAAAACAUCUCAUUGAUCGAGGUGCUGAUGUUGACGCAAAAGUCCCUCUCAGUACCGCAACAGCUCUUCAGUACGCCUCAAUGGGUGGUAGUGUUGAAAUUGUUAAGUAUCUCAUCGAACAUGGAGCAUCUGUCGAUGAAGAAGCUAGUCCUUUCUACGAAGCAACAGCACUCGAGCUUGCAAUUAACAGAGGGCAUACUGACGUAGCCAUAUAUCUCAUCGAAAAGGGGGCUCCAAUCGACGAACGUUCCACUACUAAUGGUAAAACACCUCUUCAGCUUGCCGCAAAACAUAAAUAUCACGAAAUUUUGACCUAUCUGGUUGAGAAGGGAGCGGCAGUCAAUGCAGCGCCCGCGACUGAAAGAGGGGCAACCGCUCUUCAAUUUGCUGCGAUCAAUGGUAACAUCAAGAUGGCUAUUUUUCUUCUCGAGAACGGGGCUCAUGUCAACGCCAAAGGAGCAGAGGUUCAUGGAAGAACUGCACUUCAAGGAGCAGCAGAGCAUGGCCGACUUGAUAUGAUUCAUCUUCUAUUGGAUAACGACGUGGAACCUGACACGAUUGAGGAAAGGUGUUGUAAUGCAGCAGAGUUUGCAGAGGUUGAGCACCAUGACUUGAUUGCUAGAAUACUGAGAAACUACAAGAAGCCAUGA